This is a messenger RNA of Tetrahymena thermophila SB210, 4392 nucleotides long. Its product is annotated as IPT/TIG domain protein. The transcript is spliced from 3 exons. Lineage: Eukaryota; Ciliophora; Oligohymenophorea; Hymenostomatida; Tetrahymenidae. The record is from RefSeq and is a predicted model, not a curated record.
AAAAUUAUAAUUUAUUAAUUAAUUAAAAUAAAAAAUAAGUAACUCAAAUUGAAUAAAAUGGCUCUAUAAAGGAACUAUCUUAUUUUAAUAAGUUUAAUCUUGUUAAUAAAUGCACAAGCCUAAUUUCUGCACAGGAAAGUUAGACAGCUUUAAACUUCAGAAGUGACUGCAUCUCCUCAGGAAGUGUCCUUCAUAGGCUAAUCUCACAUCACUUUUUCAGGAAUUUCCAGUACCUCAGAUAUUCAAAAAGUUGAGCUCUCGAACAACCAAUAAACUAUUGAACUAUAAAUUCUUUAGAUAUACCCAAACUCAGUUUUAUGCCAAUUUUAAGGAGGUUUUAACGGAGUAUUUUAAGGAAUUAUCACCUUGAAAAAUGGUUAGACUAUUUAAGCAGCAAAUCAAAUUACUUCUACUGUAAGAGUUAAUUCUAUCUCACCUUCAUAAGGAAAUUCAAAUGGAGGUGUUCUUUUAACUGUUUAUGGUUUCGGCUUCAGUUAUGACACAACACAGAUGCAGGUCCUCAUUGGAAGCGUUGGUUGUGAUAUUCUUACUUCUACAGAUACUUAAAUUUAGUGUGUUACUAGGUCUGCUUAAAACCUAGUUAACUAAAGUGGUAUUGUAGUUGUUACUAGCAAUAAUCUUCUUUCUCAAUCUGCUGACCUUACUUAAACUACUUACACCUUCGUAAAUAUAUAAUAGCAACCUAGCGUUACAGCAAUUUAAUCUUAGGAUGGUAAUUUCUAUAGAGGCUAUACUUAUUCUAUUAUCGGAUCAAAUCUUUUAGCAGAUAAAAUAUCAACUCUACUUUUUAUCGGUAACAGAAAUAUCUAAUACUAAUAGACAUCUACUGGAUUACAAUUCGUUGUUCCUUAAGAUUUAUCGAGCACUUCUAAUAGUUUAAUUGUAUUUGUUGGUUCAAACGGAAGUUCUGCACCUUAUCAAUUUUAAGUCAAAGUAGAACUCGACAAGCUCUACUGCUAAGACCCAAGUGGUAAUUUAAUGAUUAGACAAUAUGGAAAUUUGUUUUUCGCUGCUUCAAUUAAAGGCCUUGCUCCCAGUUCUUAAAUAUAAAUUUAAUAUGAUUAAGGAAAUAACAGAAUGAUAGAAUUUGAAUAAAAUAAUAAUGGGAUCGCCGUCUAUACUUCAUUAGAUUAUAAUUAAAUGCCAAGUUAGGUAACUUAAUUGAUUGUUGAUGGUUAAAACAUUCUUAAUUAACCAAUAAAAAUCAAUGUAAAUCCUAAUUCUAACUAUUUAAAUGUUGACUUUGAUAUAUCUUCUGACUCCUCCACUUUUACUUUGACAUUAAAACCAAAUUAACAAUUCCCUGACUUGCAAAUCUACAACAUACUAAUUUUAGAUAGUAACUGGCAAAUAAUUGACAACAUGAAAUAAAUCAGUGGUAAUACUUUUUCAUUCAAUAAAUACAGCUAAAAGAAUAGAAUUUAUUUCCAUAUUUGCAGUGAUGCUGGUGAAGCUAGUUUCUAUCCUUCAUCUUCUGAUUAAUUUUACCUACCUUAGCCAACAGUUACUAUGUUGCCUUACAAUUAAAAUGUUUAAACAGGUGAUAUUUUAAAGUUCUAGAUAACUCCUUCAAAUUAAAAUGUACUUUAUUCAAUGAAUGUACUUUGUCAUAAUGGUAACAUGAAUAACAGUACUGAUACCAACCUUGAUGAUUACAGUGUAUCAGGAAAGGAUGUUUAUUAGAUUUUACCUAGUACCCAAGAUGGUGAUAUAUUUGGAUAUUAAUUCCCUACAAUACUCUAAAGAAAUUUAGCUACUUCUCAUACUUGCGAUAUCAUAAUUGCAGUUACCAAUCCUCUUAACGUGAAAAAAUCUCAAUAAGCUGACUAGAUUAACUAAGAAUCUAACACCUUUGUAAGUUAAUUUUUGCAGUAAUAAGAUGGACAUUAAAUAAAUGGUGGAAAUUAUUAUCCAUUUAAUGAUAUAGGAUCAAAUUAAAUCUUUAAUAGCUAUUUUAUUGAACUUUUCUUAAAAGCUGUUACUCCAGUCAAAUAAAGCAGCUAUGUUUUAAGUGUAGAACCUUAAAAUUUAUCAGCCUAUGGAGGUGAAACAGUUAUAAUAACUGGUAAUAACUUCUAAACUAGCUAGAACACUGGAAUUUAAACCACUAAAGUAUCAUUCUUAGGAGUUGAUUGCUAAGUUAUAAGUCUAACUAACACUUAAAUUAAAUGUAUCUCAGGAUAAAGUUAAUAUUAUGAUCCCUCUCAUAUAUAACAAACCAAAAUUAUCCUUGGACAAGAGUUUGCGUUCAUGUUCACUCAUGUCAAUUAUGUAUUCAAUUAUAGUGACAAAGUACAGAUGAGAUAUGUCUAAAAUGACUUAAUUAAUGGAAACCAAUUUUAAAGUAUUCCUUUAGGAUUAGGAUUAAAUCUUGAUUUAGGAAAAAUAUUUUAAUCUGAUUAGUUAAAUUUCGACACCAUCAAUGUUGAUGGAUAUCUAUCUUUCUAAACAAGCAAAGAUUUAAGUAUAACAAUUAACUUGUUGAGUGGAAAAGGUAUCUUCAGUUUAGGAUCUUAAGAUAUUAGAAUCAACUCUAAUUUUGAUGUACAAAUAAAUAAACUUAACAUUCUAAAAGUUAGGUCUUAUGGUCAAAAGUUAUAAAAAUAUAACUACAGUUUGCUAAGUUAAGUUUCUCCAUUAUCAACAUCAAUCAUUCUAAACGAAAACCCUGUUUAUCUCUAAAAAGGAGCUUAAAUAGUUGUUUUGGCUACAACUCAAAAUGAUGUGAAUGAAGUAUUCUAAGUAGAUAGUGUCAGUGGUAAUAGUGUCCUUCUGACAACCCCUGUUUAAAAUCUUCACACAAACAUACAAGAAACUUUAACAUAGAAGAAUGGAUAAAAGUAAAACCUAAGCAUUAAUGUACCAGUUUUGUAAACCAGCAGAAAUGUUUAAAUCUCAAUAGGGGAAUCUGAACCAAGGAUAGGUAUACUUGAUGAUAUCUAAGAUACUAGAGUUAAUAUUCCAUAUCUAGUAAUUAUCAAUAACUUAGUGAACUCAUUCGUUAAUGUCAGUGCACCAAGCUCUUAAUCAUCUAAUUAAUAUGUUGAAUUCAAAAAUAUCUAAUCAAGUGUUAUUCAAGCUUAUGAUGACCUCGUUUUUAAUGGUGAUACUUUCUAAAAUAGUUAUAUCAUAAGACCUAAUAAUUCCAACACUCUUAAAACAAUCAGUAUUAAUUUUAAAUUGUUUGAAGGUAACUUCCUCUAAGCUGGUGUUUCAAUUACUAGAUAUUUCUAUUAUACCACUCCAGCUGUACCAUCAAGCUAAAAUUUUUCAAACAACAUUAUAGUUUCCUCAAACUCUUGUUUGGAUACUAUGAUUGAAUCCACAUAGAUUAUUUCUAUGGAAUAGAACGUUUGCUUUUCUACAAACUAUUUCUCGACCUAGCUUUCUCCCCAUAAUAUUAGAACACAAAGUCUCGCCUUUACUGUAUUGAAUUUGUCAUAAUCUGUUUUCUAAAAUUAAAAUAAUGCUUUUAGAAAUCCUGCUGGAUACAAACUAAUUCUAGAAUCUGACAACCAAAAGCAAACAAAAUUCUUUAUAGUUGCAAAUUCAAUAUCAAAUGCAACUAAAUUUACUCCAAACAUUAUUACUAUGCAAUAUAGAGAUGAAGGUUUUGUCUAAUCAUAAUUACAAUAAUUUGAAUUAUAAGGAUUUUCUAAUACUCCAUAAGACAGUUUGGUAGGAUUCUAAUCUUAUGUUAAUGGUAUAAAUCUUAUAGAGUCAUUUAAUGUUGUUUCUGAUAUCAGUUAAAAUUCAUCCUUCUUCUAAUAAAAUAACUAGAGUUAAGGCUUCAUAUUAAUUGAUUCUGAUGGGUCCUUAACAGGUCAAACUUAAAAUGUAUUUAGUGCUAAUUUAGUUAGACCCUAACUUAGUUGCACAUAAAAUGCUUAGCACUACUUUUGCAGUAAGCAAAUAGGUAUAAUUACCGCUAAAGCCUCAAACUGGAAUAAGUAUCCAUAAGAUUACAAUUGUUAUCAGUUAAGCGGUGAGCAAACUCUAGUAAGUGGAUAAAUGUUUAACAAUUAAGGAACUUUUGUAGCAGUUUUAGAAGAUAUUACAGAAUUUUAAUUUGUUGAGUAAUAAGAUAACUCUAAGCCAAUGCUUCCAUGCUAUUUUGAAUUAAAUCCACUAUAUUUCUAAGACACAUCUAAGGGCUAUAUAGUUAAGUAUAAAUAAGAUGUAUCUAAUUUGAAAGUUAAACUUUAGUUAGAGAUGGGGUAUAAUGGAAUAGACAUUUUACCAGUUAACAAUUUAAAUGUUGAAACUUGUCAGCAUGGUGAUUACUAAAUAGUUUCAGAUGGUAUACUAGUAUGUAUUAAAAAUAAAGAUGGACAGAUGUUUAAUAUUUCAGUUUCUUUAUAAACCCAAUGA